Messenger RNA from Schistocerca piceifrons (Central American locust), 2661 nucleotides. It is a transcript of the gene nvd, whose product is annotated as cholesterol 7-desaturase nvd. Bases 66 to 1382 code for a protein of 438 amino acids. Gene Ontology annotation, molecular function: 2 iron, 2 sulfur cluster binding; chlorophyllide a oxygenase activity. Lineage: Eukaryota; Metazoa; Arthropoda; Insecta; Orthoptera; Acrididae. The transcript has 8 exons. The record is from RefSeq and is a predicted model, not a curated record. Gene Ontology annotation, biological process: cholesterol metabolic process; chlorophyll biosynthetic process. Gene Ontology annotation, cellular component: chloroplast.
AAGGACGCCGGCUCUGAAACGGUGGCGGGCAGCCGGCAGCGAGACGGAGACACGCCGCAGGGAAGAUGCGCGUCGACCUGGGAGUGUGUUCGGCCCUGGAGGCCGUUCGGCUCGUGGCGUGCGCAUGCGCAGAGGCGGCGCCGCUGGUGAUGGCCUGCGUGAAGCCGCUGUGCGCCCUGGUCGGCCUGUGGUUCUUCGUGCGCUACCUCGUCCUCAACAUCGACUGGACCAAGGACCUGUGCGACGUGGGCUACCAGUACGCGUGCGAGGGCGCGCGGGGGCGGCGGCGGGGGCGGCGCGACGCCGUGCGGGACGUGCGGAGGCAGCGCAAGCUGGGCCGCCUGCCGCCCGUCUACCCCAACGGCUGGUUCGCCGUCCUCGAGGGCGACCGCCUGCGCCCCGGCCAGGUGCAGCACGUCUCCGCGCUGGGGGAGAACCUGGCGGUGUUCCGCGCGGCGGACGGCGGCGGCCGCGUGCACGUGCUGGACGCCUACUGCCCGCACCUGGGCGCCAACAUGGCCGUGGGCGGCGCGGUGCGCGGCUCCUGCCUCGAGUGCCCCUUCCACGGCUGGCGCUUCCGCGGCGACGACGGCCGCUGCGCCUCCAUCCCCUACACCGACAAGGUUCCAGAGAUCGCCAAGGUGCGCCGCUGGGAGAGCUGCGAGGUGAACGGGCUGGUGUUCGUGUGGUACCACGCGGAGGGCGAGCCGCCCAGCUGGCGGCCCGAGCAGCUGCCGCAGCUGGCGGACGGCAGCUGGCGCUACCGCGGCCGCUCAGAGUUCCUCAUCAACGCCCACAUCGAGGAGAUCCCGGAGAACGGCGGCGACAUCGCGCACCUGAACGCCAUCCACGGCCCGUCGCUGCUGGCGGGCUCCGACCUGCGCACGUACGAGCGCCUCUGGCUGUCGUUCGCGCGCCACGUGUGGGCCGCCGACUGGGCAGCCAACACGCAGCCCGGCCGCACCCACACCGCCACCAUGAACGUCCGCCACGAGCUGCGCCUCUUCGGCAAGAUCCCCGUCGUCUCCAUGAAGGUGCAGGCCAACCAGAUCGGACCUGGCUAUGUUGUGAUGAACAUGGAGACGUCAAUGGGUUCGAUGGUAAUUCUGCAGUGUGUGACGCCACUUGAACCGCUGCUUCAGAAGGUCAUUCACCGCAUAUUCUGUCCUCCUCACAUGUUUAUCUAUGCCAACAUUGCUCUAAUUGGAGAAGCCAUAAUGUUUGAGCGUGAUAUCAUGGUAUGGAACCACAAGAAAUAUGAAGAUAAGCCACUACUGGUGAAAGAAGAUCGCGCAAUUUCGAAACACAGGCGCUGGUACAGCCAGUUCUAUUCUGAAAACAGCCCACAAUUUUCGUUUGUAAGAGAAAACAUGGAAUGGUGAAAACGUCCCGAAAACAGCUUUGGAUACAGCGAUUACAUUACAGCAAUAUGUAAUGCUCAUGAAGAUAAGCACAGCUAAUAUCUUAGUUCUGUACAUUUCAUCAAAUUAUUAUGUUUUGUCAACGCUCUAGUUGUUCACGUGAAAGGAUGCAAUUAAGGAAGUAGAUUUACGAUUUGCUAUCGUAAUGACGAGUAAAGGCUGGAGAGACAUCAGAGUUAGUUUUGUGAUUCCAUCGUCACUACAAUCACUGCGACGCUGACGCGUAGUAAAGUGAAGUGGUAUUUGUGUGUAAACAAAAAGGCUGAGAACAGUGAUCUGAACGUGUGUGACUGAAACUUGAAAAGAACACAGGUGUUUCAUUAUCAUAUUUUGGGAAAUCGUUUUAGGAGACAAGUUGGUCAACUCUUUAGACUAGUUCCCACUUCGAUCAACGAGUUACUGAAUGUAGGAGUGAAUGUACAACUCUGUGCACUGGAAUAUAGAGAGUUUAGUUUUAUGCAAUUGCUAGACAAAACAAUCGGAGUCACUGAAAAUUUUUGUGUGAAAUUAUGUACAAAACAAAAAUUCUGUUCUCAAAUGCGCGCGCGCUUGUGUGUGUGUGUGUGUGUGUGUGUGUGUGUGUGUGUGUGUGUGUGUGUGUGUGUGUGUGCAUUUUAGCUGCAUAAGCUGUCUGUGUUAAUUUUAACUAGAUUGAAAAUGAGUUAACAAUCCAGAGACAUAUUAAGUGCUAAGCAGAUGUAUAUGGAUCAUUUAUAAAUUGCUCAUUUCUUAUUUAGGUAAUAAUUAUAAUAAUCCUUCACUAGGGAAUUGGUGGAUUGUUAAUGUACAUCUUAACUGGUUCUGGUGAAGACUCGAGUGAAAAUAAAUUUCCUCACGUCUGUCCUCUAUAGUUAGCUUCCGAUCCUUACAGAUUUUAGAUACAGAUAUAGUGUCUAUUGCAUUACAGUAAUAGCAUCCAGUGAAUAUGUAUGCACUUAGCUCACUAGUAAUGUAUACAGUAUGUUUUAUACUUCAGAAUAUAAAUAUUUGUAGCCUUUAAGAGAUCUCAAGUGGAUUUCGUAUAUUCUCUACUAGUUUCCGCAAAAUGAAGCUUCUUGUUAAAGCUUUUCCAGAUUUAAACAUUUACAAUGUUAUAAUUUAACAGUAUUCUUAAGAUUUGACGUAUUGUCUUACAUGUUCCUCUCGUGUACAAUGACGAUGUAAAAUUGACAAAACUAUCACUUAUAAAAGUGCCUUUUGCCGAAAUUAGCAAGAAUGACAGCAUAAUUGCUGAUUUUAA